This is a messenger RNA of Caenorhabditis elegans, 948 nucleotides long. RefSeq names its product RNA/RNP complex-1-interacting phosphatase homolog (gene pir-1). Gene Ontology annotation, cellular component: nucleus; cytoplasm. NCBI's taxonomy places the organism in Eukaryota, Metazoa, Nematoda, Chromadorea, Rhabditida, Rhabditidae. Bases 47 to 748 code for a protein of 233 amino acids. Gene Ontology annotation, molecular function: hydrolase activity. The record is from RefSeq and is marked reviewed. The transcript has 5 exons.
AAAUUUGAGCCACUCAAUCUUAAUCUCAAUAUUUUCAGUCAGUGUCAUGUCUAAUUACCAUCAUAAUCACAAUUAUCAGCAUCGCCCACGCGGAUAUGAAAGGCUUCCAGGAAAGAGACUCCCAGACAGAUGGAAUAUUUACGAUAACGUCGGCCGUGAUAUCGAUGGGACUCGAUUUGUUCCAUUCAAAACACCACUAGAUUCAUCAUUCUUCGAUGGGAAAAAUAUGCCUGUGGAGCUUCAAUUUGGUGUAAAAACAUUGAUUUCUCUGGCACAACAGGCUAAUAAACAAAUUGGAUUGGUUAUCGAUCUCACAAAUACGGAUAGAUAUUAUAAAAAGACGGAAUGGGCAGAUCACGGAGUCAAGUAUUUGAAACUCAAUUGCCCCGGUCACGAGGUGAACGAACGAGAAGAUCUUGUGCAAGACUUCAUUAAUGCUGUUAAGGAAUUUGUGAACGAUAAAGAAAACGAUGGAAAACUGAUUGGCGUACACUGCACUCAUGGGCUCAACAGAACAGGAUACCUUAUUUGCCGGUAUAUGAUUGACGUGGAUAAUUAUAGUGCAUCCGAUGCGAUUUCUAUGUUUGAAUACUACCGUGGACAUCCAAUGGAGCGGGAACACUACAAAAAAUCAUUGUACGAAGCUGAAAGGAAGAAAAAAUACGGAAAAAGCAGCGGAAAAAGCAGCGGAAACUCAGCCGAUUCCACAAUUUCGAGUGAACAGUUGCAUCGAAAUAAUUCUCAAUAACACCCAAUACUGUUGUUUGUUCUUCUAAUAUUACUUGUCAUUUAACUGUUACGUUCUGUAAAUCCGAACAAAAAUCGGGUAAACUUGUUAUUAUUUAUUAAUAGAUUUCUUUCUGAGUACAACACAUGGAAAAUAAUCACAGUUUUUUUUUGAAUCACAACUUUUUCGCAGGAAAUUACAAUAAAUUAGGGCGGAAAAGA